Molecule: messenger RNA, 4356 nt
Organism: Lithohypha guttulata
Lineage: Eukaryota; Fungi; Ascomycota; Eurotiomycetes; Chaetothyriales; Trichomeriaceae
Exons: 5
Coding region: 1-4356 (1451 amino acids)
Biological process (GO): endosomal transport; endocytosis
Cellular component (GO): cytoplasm; plasma membrane
Molecular function (GO): calcium ion binding; protein binding
Source: RefSeq, a predicted model, not a curated record
AUGGAACAGAUUGGAGUGGCUUCUGGAGGUCAUCCUAACCUCAAUCUAUCUACCGAAGAGAAACGAGUGUACACUACCCUGCUGAAAGAAGCUGAUCCUGAUGGCUUUGGUGCUGUGUCUGGCGAUGUUGCUGUCAAAUUCUUCGAGCGGACCAAGUUACCGCCUGAGAUCCUUGGACAAAUAUGGCAAAUCGCGGACACUGAAAACCGAGGCUUUCUCACACCUGCUGGUUUCGGGGUCGUUCUGAGAUUGAUCGCGCACGCGCAAGCUGGCAGGCAGCCGAGCAUGGCAGUCGCAUCGCAAAUUGCGCCUCUACCCAAAUUCGAUCCUAUACCAGGACAAGUACCUCCUCCCGCCCAGCCGAUCCCUCCACCGAUCCAACCAAUUACCCAACAGAAUACGAGCACACCAUCAAGCCCUACCUCCGGUCCUCCCCCAGUCCGCGUUCCUGCUCUCAGUCCAGAGAAAGUUGCCGAGUAUUCAGGCCUGUUCGAAAAGUCGGGUGCCGAAAAUGGCAUGCUCUCAGGUUUUGUUGCUAAGCAGAUUUUUGAAAGAGCUCGGUUACCGAACGACGUUCUGGGCAGGAUUUGGGGUUUGGCAGACACUCAGGGGCGAGGAGCUUUGGAUGUUUCGGAGUUUGUGAUAGCUAUGCAUCUGCUGGCUAGCUACAAGAGUGGUGCCAUGCGUGGCGUACCCAAUACACUACCACCAGGUCUUCUGGACGCGGCUUCUCGGAGAGCUCCUUCUCGUCUUAGUGGAGGAUUGCCACCAGGUCGUCCAACAUCUAGCGCUGGACCACCAUUAUCGCAGCCUCAGUAUGCAGUUACUCAGUCUGGCAUCAGACCACAGAGUCCUAUGGUGAACAGACAAAUGGCUGGAACACCUCUGUCAGCCCAGUCCACAGGAGAGCCGUGGCUGAUCAACGCAGCCGAUAAAACGCGUUUUGACAGCAUCUUCGCGACUGUCGACACCGCAAACCAAGGUUUUGUCUCCGGAGAACAAGCUGUUGGCUUCUUUGGCAAUGCUCGGUUACCCGAAGAAGUUCUUGCUCAAAUUUGGGAUUUGGCUGACAUCAAUUCUGACGGAGUUCUCAACCGUGACGAGUUUGCAGUUGCCAUGUAUCUCAUACGGCAGCACAGAGGUUCCAGAGACGGUCGUGUACCCAAUGUCCUGCCUGCCGGUCUUGUUCCUCCUAGUAUGCGAAGACAGCAGCAACCAAGUGUCCCAGCAAACAUACCAGUUUUCGACGAGGCUCCAGUGACGAAACCACGAUCGGCAGCCGAUGACUUGUUCGGUCUUGACGUUUCUGAGCAGCCUCCUCCGCAGCAGCCUCCUGCUCAACAGUUUCCUCAGUCGACUGGAAGUACUGACGCUGGUCCUUUCGCCAAUUCGGCUUCUGCGCCGCCACCUACAACUUCUCCUCCACCAUCUACACUAUUCAAGCCUUUCGUGCCGAGCAGUAACUUUGGCCAAGGUCUUGUACCUCAAGCAACUGGAGCAGCUGCACAAUCGCAAACGAAAGAAGCCAGUUUGAUGGACGACGAAGACGAUGUCGCACCUGCCAAAAUAAACAACGAGGCUGCAGAACUCGGCAAUCUCUCGAAUCAGGUCGGUAACCUGUCCAAGCAGAUGCAAGACGUUUCAGCUCAGAGAGUUCAAGCAGAACAGCAAUUGUCACAGACCAACCAGCAGAAGCAAGUCUUCCAGCAAAGGCUGGCGCAGCUCAGAGCGGCUUAUGACCAAGAGGUCACUCAUGUGAAGAGCCUGAAAGAUCAGCUUGCGGCUUCUCAGGCGGAAACCAAAAAGGUGCAGCAGGAAAUGGCAAUGAUUGAAGGCACUCACGCCGAUCUGCAGACUCAGCACCAACAACUUGCUUCAGCACUGGCGGCUGACCAACAGGAGAAUGCGACCUUGAAGGAGAAGAUCCGACAAACUAACACUGAAAACGAGCAGCUUAAACCACAGCUGGAGAAACUCAAAUCCGAUGCUCGUCAGCAGAAGGGUCUAGUCGCCAUCAACAAAAAGCAGCUAGCAACCAACGAGGCUGAAAGAGAACGUAUGAAGGCUGAAAUGGCCGCUGCUCAACAAGAGCUUGAAGCACACAGACGUGAGACAGAAGAAACGGCGCGACAACUGGAACAGAGUCAAAGAGAGCUCGAACAAGCCAGGCAACAACCACUACCUACUCCUGUUACACGUGAACUGAGUCCUCCUCCUCAAGUUGCUAGCCCUACUCCAAGUAUGAGCUCGAACCCUUUCUUUAGAAACCAGGAUUCAGGCGCGGUAUUCUCACCACCAAUGGGAAGUGCGAUUAGCAGUCCUGUGCCUCAGCAGGAGCAUGAUAGAAACAGUGCUUUUGACGCUAUCUUCGGUCCCUCGCUAGGCUCAUCAGCACCCGCACCAACAACUUCCUUCGGUAGAGAAGCACCACAAUUUGAUGAGUCUGACGGAAUGCAAACACCAAGCAUUGUCGAACCACCAGCUCCUCGCACAGCUGAUCAGUUGGAGUCUUCCGACCUACCAAUGCGCAGACCCUUACUGAGGGAGGAAUCCGUCAGCUCUAGUGUCAAAGUUGCCGCGCCUGUGAGCAGGAACAGUCCAGCCCAGACACCACGUGCCCUGACACCUGAUACGUCUACAGCAAGUCCAUCCAGUCACCGUGCAGAUGACCCAUUUACAUCCUCCGCCGUCGAUGAAGAGCAGGAAUCCGUCCGCCAAACAUUGCCUAGAGGUGACACAGCACAAAAGCUGGAAACUUUGCCAGGCGCAUUCCCAGGAUCGAGGUCAGAAACCCCUGCGCCGAGUAACAUAAAUCCUGCAGCUAUUGCUAUUGGGGCUGGCGCUGCCACAAUUGCCGCUGGUGCAGGUAUCGCUGCAGCAGUAGACAACGAACAAAAACAAGCAGAACCGGCGGCUGAUCCUAAAGAUAACUUUGAUGAUUUCUUUGGUGGUCCGGGCCACAAAAAAACGUUAUCCGAGCAGCACGCGGACUUUGAUUCCGCCUUCGCUAGUAUGGACAACAGCCGGCAAGCUCCUAAUGGUCGUGCGGAGACAUCGCACCACGAGUUUCCCGCUAUUCAGGAACUUGAGCCUGAUGAUGAGAGCAGUGAUGAUGAUUCCGAACCAAGAGGUUUCGAUGAUAACUUUGCUUCGCCCAAGUCGAAUGUAGUUGCCGGUAAACAACCAGAAUUAGCACCAGGGCCGGCACUUGCGCCACCACCAAUGGUCACGCAAGCUUCGUCAGCUUCACUACCAGGUUUCACUUCACAGCAACCUCCUCCGGACUACAAAGACGCUGUACCGCAAGAUAAUACAAGUCACUUCCCAAUGGAGUAUAAGAACCUUCUUCCGGCCCGAGAGGAUCCGACCUCACCCCCUCCCACAGCAGGUGGCUCAGCUCACCCUGGACCUAACCCUGCAGGUGCACCUCCAGCAUACGGGCCAGAGAUAGGCAGUCCAUCGGGGACAUCUAGGAAGACUUCUCAAGUAGAAGCAACAGCACCUCCACCAACAAAGGCUGCUCCAUUCGACUUUGACAGUGCAUUCGAGAAUAUGGGUCAAGCACCUGUGGCUGACGAGUCAGAUAGCGACUACGAUGAUACAACACCACCCGCUCAUCAGCGUUCACAAGCGACAUUUGAUCCUAGCUUCGAUUCACCAGCAUUAUCUACCGGAACAAUAGAUACGACACCGGCACCGUACUCGGCACAUAACGCCGUCACCAUGCAUGAUGCCGUGACGAGUCCUACUUCAGCUGUCUCAAAUGGUACUACUACAACCUCUCCUACCUAUGCAGCUCACGCAAGCUUCAGAGACUUCGAUGAGUACAACGGUAAUCCAUUUCCUCCUUCUAGAACUGGCACGCAGCAAACCAUGCCUCCAGUCUCGGCGACGUCUAACAACGCCGUGUCUCAUGAUUGGGACGAGCUCUUUAGACCUUUGAAUCAGAAUGCGCAGGCAGGUGCACAGGCGCCACCUACCAUAGUCCGAAGUGCGAGUCCAGAAGAGCCAUUAACCCAAACGGUCUCGCCUCCACGCCCUACAGAGAUUGCUCCAGGUCAAAGAGCUCUCACCACAGACGAGGAAGUAAGAGACCUCACACCUCCACAAUCUACAACAAUCAUUCCUCAGACUUCAAUCACGCCAUCUUCUCCUAUUGCAACUGCGAACCCUGCUCCAUCUGUGCCAGCACGACCACAACCUGGAAGAGCUUUAUCGGCGGGUACAGAGCACGAUGAUCCCAUACUGAAGCGCUUGACCGCUAUGGGCUGGUCACGAGAAGCUUCGCUUGACGCACUGGAAAAGUUUGACUAUAAUAUCGACAAGGCUGCUGAUUACCUAACCUUCAGCUCUUGA